This is a messenger RNA of Macrobrachium nipponense, 2676 nucleotides long. RefSeq names its product cysteine sulfinic acid decarboxylase-like. Gene Ontology annotation, biological process: carboxylic acid metabolic process. The record is from RefSeq and is a predicted model, not a curated record. Bases 167 to 1651 code for a protein of 494 amino acids. The transcript is spliced from 11 exons. Gene Ontology annotation, molecular function: carboxy-lyase activity; pyridoxal phosphate binding. Lineage: Eukaryota; Metazoa; Arthropoda; Malacostraca; Decapoda; Palaemonidae. Gene Ontology annotation, cellular component: cytoplasm.
AAGCAUGUAAGCCAGUCAUGUAAGCUUCCACGUUGACACGGGGCGUUGGUAUACGUAAGCUUGAGCCGGGAACAGGGAAGUCAAUACUGCAAGUCGCCUUACUAUACUAGCAGCUCAACUCUGCAACAGCAAGCGUAGCCCAAACAGCGGAGGUUAAGGCCUAGACAUGAACAUGGACAUAAAAAAGCGAAAAAAUGAUAAAUGGGAAGAUGGAAGCCUUCUGAAGAAGGUGUUCGGCGUGGUCUUCGAUGAAAAGCUUGUUUUCGGCGUCGAUCCUUCAAAGAAGAUCUUGGAUUUCAAGCACCCAAAGGAAAUGGAGGAACUACUCCAGCUGAGCAUUAAUGACGAAGGACUGACCGCAGCAGAAGCGGAGGCAAUGAUAGACAAAAUAGUCAAGUACAGCGUCAGGACUCAGCAUCCUUACUUCCUCAACCAGCAAUUCCACGGCAUCGAUGAAGUAGGUCUAAUGUCAGCAUGGCUCACCGAAGCUUUAAGUUCAAACCAACACACUUACGAGAUCUCUCCAGUUUUCGUCCUUAUUGAGAAGUUUGUCAUCUCGAAAAUGAACGCUCUAAUCGGAUGGCCGGAGGGAGAUGGCAUUUUCUCGGCUGGUGGGUCUCUCAGCAAUACCUACGCUAUGGCUUUAGCCAGACACCGGCAUUGUCCAGGCGUCAAGAGAACCGGAGUGUUUGGCAUGAAAAAGCUGGUUGCCUUUGCUUCUGAUCAGUGCCAUUACUGGAUUCACAAAACCGCCGCUCUGAUGGGCCUGGGUCUGGAUAACUUGGUUCUCGUGCCAACGGACGCCAGGGGCAGGAUGAUCCCUGCGGCGCUGAAGGAGGCCAUAAAGAAGACCAGGGAAGAAGGGCGAGAUCCUUUCUUUGUUGCAGCGAGCUCCGGCACCACGGUCCUGGGAUCCUUCGAUCCUCUCGACGAAAUCGCCGACGUCUGCGAGGGAGAAGGACUCUGGCUUCAUACGGACGCGUGCUGGGGAGGAAUUGUGUUGCUGUCCAAGAAGCACAAACACAACAUGAAAGGCAUAGAAAGGUGCGACUCUCUUGCAUGGAACCCUCACAAGAUGCUUGGCGCGCCUUUGCAAUGCUCACCGUUCUUCACGAAGCAUAAGGGCCUCCUUCGGGAAUGCAACUCGGCGCAAGCGACGUAUCUCUUCCAGCAAGACAAAGUCUACGACGUGAAUUACGAUAUCGGCGACAUGAGCUUCCAGUGCGGUCGUAAGCCAGAUGCCAACAAGCUCUACCUGAUACUCAGCUUCCACGGACUGGCGGAUAUCGAGAGGAAGAUCGACGCUGCGUUCGAGGCCUCAAGCUAUUUCAGCAAGAAGAUCGCCAAGAGAGAGGGCUUCCGCCUAGUGGUGGCAGAGCCCCAGUGCACCAACGUCUGCUUCUGGUUCAUUCCCAAGAGUCUACGAGACCAGGAGGAGACGCCCGAGUGGUGGCAGAAGCUAUCCAAGGUGUCACCAGAGAUCAAAGCGCGCAUGAUGAAACAGGGCACCCUGAUGAUAGGAUACCAACCUUUGAAGAGCAAGAACUUCGUGAAUUUCUUCCGCUUGACAAACCACUGCAUCCCGUGUCCCACGAAGGCCACCAUGGAUUACGUGAUAAGCGAAAUCGAACGGCUGGGAGAGGACCUCUAGUUUCUACUCCAAGCAACAAGAAUCUGAUAAUUAAAGAUUCAUAGUAAUGGACAGCAACUGCAGACAACCCUUGACAGACAGCGUGAUCCAGCCAACUUGAGAGUAGUAACUCAGUAGUCGUCAUGUUAAUCAUUAGGUCUAGUAGAUAAAUAAGUAGAUGUGAAUAUGAAGGUAAAAUCUUAAAGUUGAGAAGAGAUCCAACAUAGAAUUUAACGCUAGAAUAGGCUGCCCCUUCUCCGAGUUCGUGGAAUAGGACGGGAAGGUAUAAUCAGGACCUGGGUGUAAUGACCUCACGGUCUAGACCAUGAAUUCCUCAUCGAUCCAAGCAAGCGGGAAGCAGAAGGGAGGCCCUUUGGGGUAGGGGGUGGUGGGGGGAGGUCCGUGUAUGUUUAAGCUUUACGCAAGAACUCCCGCGAAAUAUAUAUAUAAAAAAAAAUGCAAUCAUCACGUUAUCAAUAGUGCGUGUCCUACUGUGUAAAUCAUUAGUUAUGUUUACGUCGAUGGCAAAAGGUUAUUAAUUUUAUACAGAUGACAUAGGUACCUAGGUUCAACAUUUUAAGAAAAAUGAUUAGCUUACAGUAAAACAAAAAUGUCAAGAAUGACCAGCAAAUAGUAAAAGCGAUAAAUUGGCAAUGAUUCUGUUUCAUGAUUUUAUAACUAUACUCUUGUUUUUUUCCAUCUGUCCAUCCGCCUGUGGUGUUUUCGCAUGGUAACACUGCGUCCCGGGCUUUAAAUAGUUACGCUAUGUGUAAGUUUUAGGUAAAUAAAAGGAUAUCUGGGUGUACAUUUGCUACUGAAAAAAAUGUUUUAAUAAUUUACUGUAUGCGAAUUACACCGUUAAUAUUUGAAAUAAGACAUUAUUUAAAGCCCGGGACGCAGUGUUACCAUGCACAAACACCACAGGCAGAUGGAAAAAAAAACCGAAUAUAGGUCAACAGAUGUUACAGCAGUAUGUCGAUGGAGAAUGAACUGUAUCUACUAACAUUUUAGUAAAAAAAUAAAAUAAAUACACAAAUGUUGUCAUG